UACAACCUAUUACAACUUCCUGUCGGCUGGUACAGCAAGUGACAGUUAGUCGCCCUGUCUCUCGCUCGUUACACAUUUUGGCCAAAAUAAUAGCCUUUAGCCGGAUAGUAAUACUUGAUUUAAUAUUUGUGUCGCUGUCUUCCGUCUGUCCGUCACCAAAAUGCCGACAACAUUUGAGCUGUGUCCCGGCAGGAUGAUCGGAGGCUCCCAGCCGUGCUUCAUCAUCGCUGAGAUUGGACAAAACCACCAAGGAGACAUUGAGAUCGCUAAGAAAAUGAUCAAAGUGGCAAAGGACUGUGGCGCCGACUGUGCCAAGUUCCAGAAGAGUGAACUGGAGCACAAAUUCAACAAGCGAGCAUUGGAGCGGCCUUACACCUCCAAACACUCCUGGGGCAAAACCUACGGCGAACACAAGCGCCAUCUAGAGUUCAGUCAUGAGCAGUACAGAGAGCUGCAGAAAUAUGCCAAGGAGGUCGGAAUUUUCUUCACCGCCUCAGGAAUGGAUGAGAUGGCAGUGGAGUUCCUCCAUGAGCUCAAUGUGCCAUUCUUCAAAGUCGGCUCUGGAGACACCAACAACUUCCCUUAUCUCGAGAGGACCGCUAAGAAAGGCCGUCCCAUGGUGGUGUCCAGCGGGAUGCAGUCCAUGAAGACAAUGCGUCAGGUCUAUCAGACGGUGAAACAGCACAACCAGAACUUCACCAUCUUGCAGUGCACCAGCGCCUAUCCUCUGGAGGCGGAGGAUGUCAACCUCAGAGUCAUCACGGAAUACCAGAAGGAAUUCCCUGAUAUUCCCAUUGGAUAUUCCGGCCAUGAAUCUGGGAUCAGUAUUUCAGUGGCGGCUGUAGCUCUCGGGGCCAAGGUGCUGGAGCGGCACAUUACCUUGGACAAGACCUGGAAAGGAAGUGAUCACGAAGCGUCCCUGGAGCCGUCAGAACUGGCAGAACUGGUGCGGUCAAUCCGAUUGGUGGAGAGGGCAGUCGGCACCGGCCUGAAGCAGAUGCUACCCUGUGAGAAGCCAUGCCACGAUAAGCUGGGUAAGUCAGUGGUGGCCAAGGUGCAGAUCCUCAGAGGAACCGUCCUGACUCUGGAUAUGCUGAUUGUGAAAGUGGCUGAACCCAAGGGCGUCCCGCCAGAGGAGAUAUUCCAGCUGGUUGGUAAGGCUGUGACGGAGGACAUCGAGGAGGAUGAGAGCAUCACACCGGAGAUGGUGGACAGCUACGCCAAAAAGGCCAAGUGCUGAGGACGGUGCUGCAUUUGUCAUACGGCUCAAAAGGGUUGAAACUGCACUUAAAGAUAAGAUGAAGGUUUUGUGAUUUCGGUGGGGAAACUUUGUCGGGAAUGAGAUCAAGAUGACACAUACAGUACAGCAGUGUCAUGGUGAUCCCCUUCAGUGCAGCUCAGAUCUCUGACAUUGGAAGCAAAUGGAAAUGUCACACAGAUGUUAACACAGCUGAUGUUUAGUCUAAUGAUGCCCUGGUAACAAUUCACAACAUGUAACCCUUGCUGUCCACAACCCAUUUAUUUAAUUUCCCCAAACACAGUUCAUGGGGUUCCUUUUGAAAAUUGUUGCUAGAAUAGAUUGAUUUGUUCAAUAAACUGUAGUUUCAAGACGGAAAACGUAAAAUGUUCUAGCAAGCCCUCGGUGCAACCAUCAGGAAGUGGCUGGCUGAUGUUAACUUCUUUUAUCUCAGACUUUCUCUUGCAUCACCAUUAAACAUCUAGAGAGAGAAACAUGUUUUGCAUUUGAAAAGUUGAGAGGACUGCUUGAAUCGAAUCCUCAGGCACUUCAAAGUCCUCAAACUUUAAAAUCGUGCUUUGAUGAAAGUUACUCAAUGCCGCCAAUUCAAGGCAUUUUACAUUUUCUGUUAUAAAAUUACAGUCUUGUCUGCUCUUCUGGAUGUGGAUCACACCAGACCAGCCAGCUCGCCAACUGAGCUGCACUCAACAAGUUUCCAGUUGAUUCCGUAAAAACAGAGAGCAUCUGAAGUGGAGGAAACUUGUUUAUUAUUUCAGGUGUUAAGGUUGCAUGGAUCAUGUUUAGCUUUUCUAAUUUUUAUUUAUUUUUUUUUUUCAGUUUCAAAAAACACAAAGAUAAAAUCAACAAACAUGCAAAGAGCACUUAGUGCAUUGAAGACAGCUGAGAUGUUUGCCAGCUCCUCGCUGCGAGGAGAAAGUCUUUGAGUUUACCUCUAACAAAGAGAGGAUGGUCACAUUGUCACAACCUGAACUGGGGAUUAAAAUUUGUGUCUACAUUUUCUGAUCCACAGUUCAGCCUUUGAUGAUUAUGCCCCUUCUCAUUGAAGAGACUCAGUUGCCAUGAGUACUUCCCCAUCUGAAGUGCAAAAGUGCCUGACUAAGAAACUACAUGAACUGGUAUGGAAAGAUACCUCGACACUGUGCCCUUAAACUGUUUGUGUAUGGGGAAUUGUGGGGGGUUUGUGUUGAUUUGCACAAUUACUGUCAUUUUUUUUUCCUCUUCAUUUUUGCUUACUAUUCAAUAUGAAAUGAUGGCUGAUGAUUAUGUGUGUCCCAUCUCUGUCAGUAAAGUGAUUUUGUUAUAUUAUGGGGAGGUGUACUGGGUUUCGACCAGAAAUAAAUGUAAUGUUGCAUUAGAA
Myripristis murdjan (pinecone soldierfish) is the source of this 2615-nucleotide messenger RNA. It is a transcript of the gene nansa, whose product is annotated as N-acetylneuraminic acid synthase a. Gene Ontology annotation, biological process: carbohydrate biosynthetic process. The transcript is spliced from 6 exons. NCBI's taxonomy places the organism in Eukaryota, Metazoa, Chordata, Actinopteri, Holocentriformes, Holocentridae. The coding region runs from base 161 to 1240 and encodes 359 amino acids. Gene Ontology annotation, molecular function: N-acylneuraminate-9-phosphate synthase activity. The record is from RefSeq and is a predicted model, not a curated record.